Molecule: messenger RNA, 2538 nt
Organism: Doryrhamphus excisus (bluestripe pipefish)
Lineage: Eukaryota; Metazoa; Chordata; Actinopteri; Syngnathiformes; Syngnathidae
Source: RefSeq, a predicted model, not a curated record
UGUGAAUGGUUGUUUGUCUAUAUGUGCCCUGUGAUUGGCUGGCCACCAGUCCAGGGUGUACGCCGCCUCUCGCCCAAAGACAGCUGGAAUAGGCUCCAGCACCCCCCGCGACCCUCGUGAGGAAAAAGCGGUUGUCUUUCAUUUGUGCUGUGCUGCCAGGUGAGCGCACCUCCACCACCCUGCAAUUACACCACGGCGCCACCCCCCCCACUAGACCCAGUCUCACCUCAAACACCUCUGGCCUCAUGGAUGGACGCCUGCAGACUGACUUCUAGGCUCUCAGGUGUGGCUCGUUGCGCCGUGCUGACGAUCUGCGGCUGCUAUGUUCUUCGAGGCUUCGAUGAAAAGCUGCGGCAGAGGAAGAAAAUGAGCGGAUUCGGGCGGCGAGUCUUGUUGGUGAUGGCGCACCUCGUUACUAUCUCACUGGCUCGUCAUCAGAUGAGCAGAUCAGAUGAGGACACGGUGGGGGCGCCUCCUUUGGGUCAAGUCCAGCCUGGGAUCUGCAGCUAUGGGCAGACGACUUCUUGUUGCCUGGGAUGGAAGAACGUGAGCGGCGUUUGUCAGCCACUAUGCAAGCAGUCUUGUGUUCAUGGACAAUGUGUGGCACCGGACAAGUGUUUAUGCCGAGCGGGCUAUCAAGGGCCUCGUUGUGAUGAAGAUGCGAAUGAGUGCGGUUUGUCAGCACGACCGUGUUCCCAGCGCUGCAUGAACACGCAAGGUAGCUAUCGCUGUUACUGCGAGCCUGGAUACACGCUCAGUGUAGAUGAACACACCUGCACCAGACAAACCACAUGUGCUUCCCUGCGUUGCCAGUUUGGUUGCCAGAUGGCUGCAGGAGGAGGAACUGGAGCAGGAACGGUGCGUUGUCUGUGCCCCCCCGGCCUCCACCUGGCCCCGGACAACAGAACCUGUACAGACAUAAACGAGUGCCAGCACCAUGUCGACGUGUGCCCGCUCCGGUGGACAUGCAAGAACACAUUUGGCAGCUUUGCGUGCGUGUGCCAGGAGGGCUUUGUCAUGGGGACGCUGCAGGGCUCGGUUCAAUGCCGAGAUAUGGACGAGUGCUUGACAGGGUCCCACGGGUGCAGCCGCCACGCUCAGUGCAUCAACACAGAGGGUUCGUACACCUGUCGGUGCUUGAAGACCUACACGGGCAACGGGAACACCUGCUGGCCCAGGAGAGCCGCACACUACGCUAAGCCCCCGUUGUACUUGAAUUAUAAACUCUCCAAGAGAUCGGGAGCUCGGAGAUCCUCCUCAUUAUAUCCUAACAUCUACAAUCUCAUCAAGAGAGGGUCAAAAUAAAAACUUUGACUGAACUUUGGGCACACUCGAAACCCGCUUGGGAAUUUUAAUAGCUAGCAUUAGCAUACUGAUGCUAAUAGACCGAUGACCAACUUGUCGUACAAGCAGAACCACGCAAAGCCGAGUACUUUUCCGCAUUUUUUAAAAAUCAUAAUCUCUCAAUAAAAGGCCGCCCUCUGGUGGUGGACACCUGCGCUAGCCCAACCCUCCAGACUUAAUGUUUUCAUACCUCGCCUUCUUCUGCUGUGUCACAGCCGGGCCAGACUACCACACAGCGAGAAAGCGGGAGCGUAGACAGGUCAAGAUCUCUUGUCUGGAAAAGUCCUUCCUGUGUUCGGAGAAAAGAGCGCACGGAAAUGAUUGCGAGUUUGUUUUUGAUGUUCCUCUGGAGGGGUGGCAGUAAUAACUGUAAUGAGGGGCGGCGUUGCUAGGGGGCACUAUGUGUGCUGCGUGGGGGCUCCUGGCAGCUGCUGGAGGGCCCUGCCACUGACCCUAUUCAUCCCAACAGCAGGUGUCACAUCGCGUCCAACCCCCCACCACCACCGCCCGCCUCACACACACACACACACACACACACACACACUCAGAUAAUGUGUGUGUGGUGAGUCGGGGGGGACCUGGAACUACUUACCGAGAACAAAGAGGCAAAUCAGGGAAAAAUGCAGCCUCCUCGAAUAAAUCUCACCACAAUGCUGAGAAAAAUCCCCCAGCUCGCCCUCAGAAAAGCAGGAAAAACCUGGUUUCUUUCUCCCAAAAGCGCUCCACAACGUGUCUCCACAAAGGCAGAAAUAGAAAACAUUUUAGAUAAAAGCAAAGCAGCAAGCAAGGCCCCCCUCGCAGAACGGGACCUCACACCAAGAUGGGUGUAAUUCCAAACAGAAACCAAAAAAAAAAAACCCAAAACAUGUCAGCAACAAAUAAAAAACAACAAGUGAAUUGCGGGAUGCAGUGGAAAUGUCCCUAUUUUUAUUUUUUUAUGUGCAUGUUAUUUUCUGCUCAGCUGUUUACAUGACACGACACAUUUUGGCGAGGAGCGGUACCUUUGGCAAAAGGAGGCGCAAGGCGACUUUGGCCAAAAUAAACGUCUAAAAUAUUGAUGCUAAUAUCCUGCGCUCACGCUUGCUUUCUUUGUCUUGUUUUAUUAAUAUCGGCCAGCCGUUCUCCCGAGGGGGCGGCACCAGAGGAUUUCAGGGGAGGCACAGCAGCUUGAGAAAAAAAAGAAAAACAUGUUUU